AUGGCAGGUGACGAGUACUCCGUCGGUGGCGGCAAGCUCAAGCUAAAAGGGAGUAAAGUCAGUGGAGGACGGAUAGAGAAGAAAAAGAAGAAGAGCACGAAGAAGAAGGAGGGGGAUGCGACACAGCCAAAGCCGGAGUCAACACCUGGUACGGAACAGCCAGACAAUCAAAAAAAUGAGGGUGUGAUGUCCGAGGAAGACAGGGAGAAGGAGUGGGAUGUGCCUGGAAAGACUGAGGCCGAAAAGAAAGCUGAGGAGAUUCGGCGGAAACGGUUGCAUGAGCGGCUCCAGCGUGAAGGUGUCAAAACUCAUAAGGAGCGUGUAGAGGAGUUGAAUAAGUAUCUCAGUCGUCUGAGUGAACACCAUGAUAUGCCGAAGAUUGGACCGGGCUAA
Messenger RNA from Penicillium verrucosum, 393 nucleotides. RefSeq names its product DUF1754 domain-containing protein. The coding region runs from base 1 to 393 and encodes 130 amino acids. The record is from RefSeq and is a predicted model, not a curated record. The transcript has 3 exons. Lineage: Eukaryota; Fungi; Ascomycota; Eurotiomycetes; Eurotiales; Aspergillaceae. Gene Ontology annotation, cellular component: nucleolus.